GACACAUCUUCACAUUUUAGUCUUUCGUUCACAUUCUGAAUCCGCUCAUCUCUUACUCCCACAUUGCCUUUCUACCACCCAAGGCCAAUAGCCUUUCCUUAUUUAACAAUAGGGAAUAGCAUACCCCCACAGACGCUCAAUAGAUACGAGGCAAUAGUUUCGUGAAUUCACAAACAUCAAUAUCACUCGAACGACAUAAUAUAUAUCUGUACUAGUUUCCAACUCACUCACGAUGACUUCCACUCCCAAGGGCCCGAAGGCUCCCAUUGCUAACUUCCGCACAUACGAGGCACAAGCCCGCCUACUCGCAGCGGUCAUAGCUACAGCCAAACCUAAGCUCAACUUCACCGCCAUUGCAAAGCACAUCGGUUCAGAUGCAUCACCGCACUCGGUGGACCACCGAUUGCGCCCGAUGAAACAGUUGGCGAGACUUCAAGCGAAGUACGUCGAGGAGGGCAAGGAUCCCGCGGACUUGCCUGUUGACAAAGCCGAGAUCCACAAGCUCUUCGGUGAGUCCACUCCUGGUGGCCUCGAGUUUCACUUUCGCGAGGCAAAGGCUACAGGUCUCGCUCAGCAGGAUGCUGUCAAAGCAGGCGAAGAUCCCACUCGGGUCCCUGUCGGCCCGCAGACUCGCCAUGUCGCUGCAGCUGCGAAGGCCAAGGCUCGUGGUCAAAACUCUGUGCCCAGCACGCCGUCAACCUCACGCAAGCGAAAUGCAUUAAAGAGCGGUGCUGCCACCACUGGUGGUCGUGUUCGAAAGCAGCAGCGUAUCCACGACUUGACCGAAGAUGACGUUGAUUCGAUCGAGGAAGAUUUUGACGAGCUGGACCAGGACACUCCCAGCAAGCACUUUCCCCGCAGUGCCAGAAACCCGGCGUAUGCUGUUAACAACAGCACCACGAACUCCGAAACCGAUCUGACUCUGCCCACUCCGCGGCCCUAUGCUCAAGUUCAGCGUGAGAACCAGGCUCGUGCCCGAGCUGAGUUUCGAGGAACUGAUUCCCACGGUCAGCCCUAUGGCUCCAGCACCGGCUUUGGUGCCGAAAGCUCUCAUCAUUCUGAGCCUCGCAUGAACAAUCAUGCCACUCACCAUCAAAGCAACUUUGAAGCUUCCAGUCAGACCUGGACAACUGCUCCUGCCAACGCUUCUUUCUAUUCUGAUUCCCAAGCUCGUAAUAACGACGAGUUCCAGAUUCUGGAUGACCCGCAAUUCUCAUUCCCCAAUCCCAACCGAAACCACACCGGCAAUGGCGGUGGCAAUCGUGCUCCUGUCCCGGACUUUGCGGGCAUUAAGAAGGACCCCUUCGAGACAUCGGGCACCGACAGCGACGUCGUGGACUUGACUCAGCCCCCUGGACAUGACCAGGCACUUGGUCGCGUCGCUCAGCCCGUACUGUCGUACUCCCAGGACAGCAACCAGGGCUGGAAGAUGCCUCCUCAUAGCUACCAGUACGAUGAUGGCGACUAUGGCGAUGGCGAGAUCUGAUUGUCAACAGAAGCGAUGCUCACAAGUGCAUUUCAUGGGAUUUAGUAACGGUGUAUGCGAGUCGUUAUGUGGAUGACCGCCAGUCUGUUGCCAGUAUUUGACUGGUUUGUGGUUCACUAAUAUUAGUUUUCUCUUUUUCUCUUUGUUCUGGGGUUUACUUCCCACUUCUCGAUCGACGAAUAUUGAUGAUCGUUCUAUAUA
This is a messenger RNA of Truncatella angustata, 1687 nucleotides long. RefSeq lists its product as uncharacterized. Lineage: Eukaryota; Fungi; Ascomycota; Sordariomycetes; Amphisphaeriales; Sporocadaceae. The record is from RefSeq and is a predicted model, not a curated record. The transcript is spliced from 3 exons. Bases 233 to 1486 code for a protein of 417 amino acids.